This is a messenger RNA of Harmonia axyridis, 978 nucleotides long. It is a transcript of the gene CNBP, whose product is annotated as CCHC-type zinc finger nucleic acid binding protein. NCBI's taxonomy places the organism in Eukaryota, Metazoa, Arthropoda, Insecta, Coleoptera, Coccinellidae. The transcript has 2 exons. The record is from RefSeq and is a predicted model, not a curated record. Gene Ontology annotation, molecular function: zinc ion binding; nucleic acid binding. Bases 186 to 626 code for a protein of 146 amino acids.
GUCAUUCAAGCAUUUUAUGCGCGCAGUACCGGUUUCGUUAUUUCUGUGACAAAUUUUGGAAGUGUUUUGAUCAUUCCUUUUCAGUUUGACUCGAAUGUGGUCAAAUUUUGAGAAAACUCUACUAUACAUUCUCAUUUCCAAGCAGUACAUCUAUUUUUGUACUUGAAGCAAACAUUUCAGUAACCAUGAGUUCAGGCAGUACAUGCUAUAAAUGCAACCAGCCUGGUCACUUUGCUAGGGAAUGUAGCCAAGCAGGUUCCCGCGACAGUGGACGUUUCAAUAGAAAUCGUGAAAAGUGCCACAAAUGCAAUAAAAUUGGUCAUUUUGCAAGGGACUGCAAAGACGAAUCUGCUGCUCGUUGUUACAGAUGUUACGGCGAAGGUCAUUUCGCUAAAGACUGUCCCCAAAGUCCUGACAUGCCUUCCUGUUACAACUGCAGGAAACCAGGACAUAUUGCAAGGAGCUGUCCAGAAAACAGCGGCAUGGAUCGUAACGAUACUUGCCACAAUUGCCAAAGGCCAGGACAUAUCUCCCGAAACUGUCCUGAAAGUACUAAAACCUGUUACUUAUGUCACAAGCCUGGUCAUCUUAAGAGAGACUGUGAAGAAAACGAUUAUAGAAAUUAGUAUUUGUACUAUUUCUUUAAUUGUUAAAUUUUAUUAUUUGAGUGUUUGGUUGUGGUGCUCCAGCAUUUGUGUCUUUGUACAAAUCAUAUUUAAUGCCCUCUGAAAUACUGUAGUUGAUUUAUUAGAUGUUGAAAAUUUUUAUAGUCUGAGGCAAAAGAAACUUUGGUAUUGGAAUGUUCGUUUUCAAAGUGCAGUAUCCAUUGUUUAAUUAAAAAUUAAACAGUUUUCCAACUUGAGUGUAUUUCAGAACUUGGAAAUUAUAUUAAAUUAUGAUCAAAUAUACACUAUCAAAGUUUCUAUAAAAAAAUUGAACAUGAUGCUAGCAGUGGAAUUAAACCAACAGAAAAACAUA